AUGGCGGAUGCAGGCAGCUCCAUGCAGCCCACCGGCCCAUUCAUCCCCAUGUUCGAGGGGUUCAGGAAAGAGCUCGAUGCACACCACGACCGGCGCGAGCGAAUCAUAAAAGCAUCUCGCGACAUCACAGCAUCGAGCAAGAAAAUAAUAUUCACCCUGCAACGUGUCCGGACAGUGGGCCAGCCCGUUCCCCCGUUCGUGCACAAGUCGAAUGCGCAGUACUGGGACACAAUCCAGAAACAGUACUCCAGCAUAGCUCAGGAUCUUCAAUCCCUUAACGCGCACCGCUACCCGCAGAUCACAGGCGGGAACCAGGAGUUCAUCGAAGCGCUGUCUUUCCAGCACUACCUGGAGCACCAAUCCCUGAUCUCCUUCGAAGAAGCCAAAGCGAAGAUCGCGGAGCUGAGUCGGGCGAAAGUUGAGGUCCCGCUCACGCCCGAAGAUUAUAUCCUCGGGAUCUGCGACAUGACGGGUGAACUGAUGCGGUUCAGCGUUACGUCGAUGGCGACGAACGGCAAGCUGCCCGCAGGCCGCGCGAAAGCCGCGCCGGUUUCCAAAGCACCUGCAGGAGAUGACUCAAUGGAUAUCGACAGCGCGCCUCCACCGCCGGAAAGCUGCCGGCCUCGGACCGUGCUAGAUGAUCUACGAGUAAUCCGCCUACAGCUCGAGAUGUUCGAGGCGCCGUACGGUCCGAAGUGGGUCAGCGAGCUGGAGACGAAGAAGAUGCCUGUGCUGAGGGAGUGUGUGGACAAGGUGGAGAAGGCUUUGUAUGGGCUUACGGUGCGGGGGAGUGAGAGGCCGAAGGGGUGGAUGCCAGACGUCAGCAGCGAUAGACGGGCGGAGGUGGAGAGCUACUAG
Molecule: messenger RNA, 858 nt
Organism: Didymella exigua CBS 183.55
Lineage: Eukaryota; Fungi; Ascomycota; Dothideomycetes; Pleosporales; Didymellaceae
Product: Translin
Exons: 2
Coding region: 1-858 (285 amino acids)
Cellular component (GO): cytoplasm; nucleus
Molecular function (GO): sequence-specific DNA binding; RNA endonuclease activity; RNA binding
Source: RefSeq, a predicted model, not a curated record